Molecule: messenger RNA, 1359 nt
Organism: Cokeromyces recurvatus
Lineage: Eukaryota; Fungi; Mucoromycota; Mucoromycetes; Mucorales; Mucoraceae
Product: concanavalin A-like lectin/glucanase domain-containing protein
Exons: 5
Coding region: 50-1132 (360 amino acids)
Molecular function (GO): protein binding
Source: RefSeq, a predicted model, not a curated record
CCUUCUUUCUUUCUAUAAAAAUAUAUUUAUUUGUUUACUUUUUUUUUUAAUGAUGGUUAAUUCAUUAACGUUAAUUUGUAUAAUUGGAAUCAUUGUCUUUUUCGCUAUUACCGUUUUCUUAGUAUAUUUUACUACAAAUACAAUACAACUGUCAUCAAGUCAUUAUUCUGAAUUUAACAAUGGGUUAUUCUUAUUUGAUUCAGAAGAGUCUAUUACUUCUUUAACAGAAGAUGCAAGACUGAGUUAUGAAAGAGCGAAAAUUUGGCAAGAAAGGCAUCCACCAGAUAGUAUUCCAACUGAUAUUACACCACCUCAAUUUUUAUCUAUUCAGGAGAAAGGUGUCUCUGCGUUUGAAUUCGAAGGAGGAGAUCCGGAUACGAAUGUGUUUGUAGCAGGAAGAACUGAAUUACAGUUUGUAUAUGGUGAAUGCUGUAUACAAACAAAUCUUCCUUUACCUAGACAACAAGAAGUCUAUUACUGGGAGGCUAAAAUAUUUGAAAAGCCAGAAUCAACUACAAUAUCUGUGGGAGUAGCUACAAAACCUUAUCCAACUUGGAGAUUACCAGGCUGGAAUCGUUAUUCAAUCGGCUAUUUCUCAAAUAAUGGUUAUAAAUAUUUUUCUUCUCCCUUUAAUGGUAAGCCUUAUGGUAUCCCGUUUGAUAGAGGUGAUACCAUUGGUGUUGGAUACAAACAUAGAACAGGCUCUAUCUUUUUCACUCGUAAUGGUAAAAGGUUAGAGGAUGCUUAUACUGGCUUACGUUGGAAUUUAUUUCCUACAAUUGGCGCUAAUGGACCAUGUCAAAUUCAUGUUAAUUUGGGUCAAGCGGGAUUUGUAUUUCUUGAAGCCAAUGUGAAGAAAUGGGGGUUAGCACCAUCUCAAGGGACCUUGGCUCCUCCACCCGCUUAUGGAUCUGAACAAGAUACAAUAUUAUUAGCAUCCACUAGUAGUAUUCAUCAAUUACAACUAAUACCUUCUUCUUCAUAUAGAUGUCCCAAUAGAAUUGAGAAUGAUGAUUAUUCUUUAAGGACCUAUCCUUCCUCAGCUGUAUUGAUUACAGUAAAUGAUAUAAAUCAUAGUCAAUCUAUAUCAGAGCCACCUCCUUACUCGUCACAAGAUAAUUUAUUAGAUUAGAAGAAGAAAUAGUUUACAAAUACCAUAUGAUAAUGCAUGCAUAUAUACCAUGUUAUACUGCUAUUUAUAUAAUGCUUGUUUCCUUUACUUUUUUAAUAAUAAUAAUAAUAAUAAUAAUAAAAUGAAGCAAUAUGUCUUUACAAAUUACUUUUUUAUAGAUACGUUUCCCUCUUAUUGAGUAUAUGCUAAAAUAAGAGCAGCAGAUGGAACUAAAUUUAAUUCUUUUA